AUGGAGAGAUCUGUUGGUGGAGAUCUUGUUGAAAGAUCUGCGGGCGAACGUACUGUUGUAGAAGGUUCUAAUGAUGAAGGUCGUGUUGAAGGAUCUGCUGGUGGAGAUCUUGUUGUAGAAGGUUCUAAUGAUGAAGGUCGUGUUAUUGAAGGAUCUGAUGAUGGCGGUCCUGUUGUAGAAGGUUCUGACGGUGGAGGCCCUGUUGUUGAAGGAUCUGAUGAUGGAGGUCCUGUUGUUGAAGGAUCUAAUAGUGGAGGUCCUGUUGUAGAAGGUUCUAAUGAUGAAUGUCGUGUUGUUGAAGGAUCUGAUGAUGGCGGUCCUGUUGUUGAAGGAUCUGAUGGUGGAGGUCCUGUUGUUAAAGGAUCUGAUGGUGGUGGAGGUGACGGUGGAGGCCCUGUUGUUGAAGGAUCUGAUGAUGGAGGUCCUGUUGUUGAAGGAUCUAAUAGUGGAGGUCCUGUUGUAGAAGGUUCUAAUGAUGAAUGUCGUGUUGUUGAAGGAUCUGAUGAUGGAGGUCCUGUUGUUGAAGGAUCUGAUGGUGGAGGUCCUGUUGUUAAAGGAUCUGAUGGUGGAGGUUCUGUUGUUGAAGGAUCUGAUGGUGGAGGUCCUGUUGUUAAAGGAUCUGAUGGUGGAGGUUCUGUUGCUGAAGGAUCUGAUGGUGGAGGAUCGGAUAUCAUUAACUGCUACUUAAAUACUAACAUGAUAUCAUUAAAUGUUACUUAA
Molecule: messenger RNA, 720 nt
Organism: Ylistrum balloti
Lineage: Eukaryota; Metazoa; Mollusca; Bivalvia; Pectinida; Pectinidae
Product: loricrin-like
Exons: 2
Coding region: 1-720 (239 amino acids)
Source: RefSeq, a predicted model, not a curated record